Prorocentrum cordatum is the source of this 616-nucleotide messenger RNA. The record is from the annotation of a GenBank genome assembly. Lineage: Eukaryota; Dinophyceae; Prorocentrales; Prorocentraceae.
GCUCCCGGGGCCGCUCUCGGAUGGCGCCGCCGAGCUCGUCUUCGUGCAGGUCUCGGCGGAUGAGCUGUCGGAGGCCAAGGCUGGGCUCGCGGACGCGGCGUGUCUCAUGCUGGGCCUGGACCUGCGCGGCCGGGCGGUGUCCUCUGGGGCCUCCCCCACGGCCGGCGCGUGGAUCGCCGUGAGCUGUCCGAGGAGCUAUCUGAGGGACGGCUGCACGCUGCAGAUCCCUGCGGGGAGGAUCAUCUCGCCGUGCGUCGUCCGGGCGACGGUACGCCUGACCACCGUCACGCCGUGCUGCGGGCAGCCCGUCGGCGGGGUCCUCGUGUACGCCAAUGGGCGCAGGUGCGGCGUCUCCUCCGAACGCGGCCUGGACGUGGCCCUGCCGCGGGGCGCGAACACGGUGGAGAUCAUGGAGCUGGGCGAGCGCGGGUUCGAGGUCACGUCCCAGAAGGUCGUGGACGUGUCCGACGCGGCGGGCGCGGAGUUGCAGCAGGUGGAGAUGUGCACCAGCGGGCGGGUCUAUGCAAAGUUGCUGUCCAGGCCUCCGAAUCCAGGGUUCCUGGUGAAGCCGUGCGCGGAGUACGCGGAAGCCUUGGAUGACGAGGAUCGAAGAUAA